Molecule: messenger RNA, 1237 nt
Organism: Mesoplodon densirostris (Blainville's beaked whale)
Lineage: Eukaryota; Metazoa; Chordata; Mammalia; Artiodactyla; Ziphiidae
Gene: AIF1L
Product: allograft inflammatory factor 1 like
Exons: 6
Coding region: 29-481 (150 amino acids)
Biological process (GO): actin filament bundle assembly; ruffle assembly
Cellular component (GO): actin filament; ruffle membrane
Molecular function (GO): actin filament binding; calcium ion binding
Source: RefSeq, a predicted model, not a curated record
CCGAGCCGGCGGAAGCCCGGUGCUCACCAUGUCGGUCGCGCUCAGCAACAGGUUCCAAGGAGGGAAAGCGUUCGGUUUGCUCAAAGCCCGGCAGGAGAGGAGGCUGACCGAAAUCAACCGGGAGUUCCUCUGUGACCAGAAGUACAGUGAUGAAGAGAACCUGCCAGAAAAACUUGCAGCCUUUAAAGAGAAGUACAUGGAGUUUGACCUGAACAAUGAGGGCGAGAUUGACCUGAUGUCUUUAAAGAGGAUGAUGGAGAAGCUUGGGGUCCCCAAGACCCACCUGGAGAUGAAGAAGAUGAUCUCGGAGGUGACGGGCGGGGUCAGCGACACCAUCUCCUACCGAGACUUUGUGAACAUGAUGCUGGGGAAACGGUCGGCGGUCCUCAAGCUAGUCAUGAUGUUUGAAGGAAAAGCCAACGAGAACAGCCCCAAGCCAGUUGGCCCCCCUCCAGAGAGAGACAUUGCCAGCCUGCCCUGAGGACCCCUGCCUGGACCUGCCCCGCCCUCCCCACUCCUCUUCCUCCCUCCUGAUCUCACUGCCCUUCUUGACUCAUUGCGAUGUGUCUCAUUUGUUCUGUUUGGUCGUUGUGCGUUUGUUUUUUCAUCAGCAGAGUCAGUGAUCUCUUUGUAUAGCACGAGUUAUCUGCCUUAAAGGGGCUCUGGGUUGGGGAGUCCAGAUCGCCUCCUUCUCUUUUUCCCUGCAUCUCCCCUCCCUGUGCAGAAGGGCUGACAUUAAACCAAAAACCAGAGGGGGCAGGGCCAGGACAGGGAGACCAGAAGCCUGUGAUUCCCGCACUGGAAGCUGGCACUGUUUGGCCUUCCAGGUCACUGAGCUAAGUCCUGGGACCCUGGCCUGGCCCUGGUGAGGCCCUCAGCCCCUUUCGGAAGACCCUGCAGUCGGGAUAAGGCUGCAGGGCCUCCUUAGGGUAUCCUCGGACAGCUCUGUGGUUCCAGUGCUCUUGGGUGGGCCAGGAUGUGGCCACACAAUGUCCCACCUCCUCAGCUGGUCCCCUCUCAGUUCACACUUUGUCUUAUCCUUAGUGAGGUGACAGGAGAGAAGGAGAGGGACUUGGCAAUUGGAGCCCUUCAGGAAGGUUCCAGAGGAAUCCUCUAGCCUUGCCCCCUGGCCACACCUUUACAGGCAGCUCAGAGGAAGGGUGCAGCUCCCCCUGACCCUUGCUGGGGUUUCAGAGGCAGAGGGGAAUCCAGGGGCCUUGGGGGAGGGGAUUCAGCU